AUGUGGGCGCAGGAAGCGGUGGCCCGCGAUGUGUUCUCGUCUGCGAUCACUUCGGGGGUCGCAUUGUUGCUGCUCCGGUUCUGGGAGGAGCUCGCCAAGCGUGGCGUCUUCGAGCAGGUCAGCCACCAGAUCUGACAAUUUCCAUUCUGAGAAAACGCUUCCAUACGGCAGGACGAGUGCUGGGAUUCUAUGGUGUGAGCUUAGAUCCAGCCAUUUAGACAAAUUCGAGGACGCCUCGUGGAAAGGGUAUUAUCCUGCCGUCAUCCGGUCGGUUAAAUUUUUGAAAGUAAUCGUGUGAAGUCCGGUGAUAAUGGUCGGGAUUCAAGGGGAUGUGAGUUUUCGGUGGCCUCGGCCGCUCCUCUGUCAGAUCUAACCGACGCCGAAGUGCUCAUGUGCUGGGAAAACAGCAUGGAUAUACUGGAUUUGGCAGAUUAAACGAAUGCAGAAUUCCUCGGAAAACAUCAAAGAAUUAGAGGUUUGUUAGACCCUCGUUGCUCAUCGGAUUAUUUGGUGAAUAGACGAGGAUCAAUAGGAUGAUAUUUAAUCACUGAUCAUCUUGUUUUUCUUGAGCUUGCUUCUUAACGCACAGAAAUCUACUAUUGAUCUGUGUGGAAUAUAUUGCUAAAAUAUCGUCGAUAAAGCGUGCGCUGGGUUUGCCUUAUUUUCAGGAAACUGUAGAGCUAAUUUUUGUGGAUCGAAGCACAACUGAUAGACCAGGAAGGGAUCCGCGGGUUGUUUUCUGACGGCUUCAAGGGUGCGAUUCGUUCUGUCCUUGAAACAUAAGACGGGCCCGUUGGAGCUGACCAUCCCCUCUGACUUGUAGGUUGGAAUCCGGGGAAGUAGGGAAAACUAGGGAUUCAGAAAAGACCCCCAGGGCAUGCAUCUCGUCCUCUGUAGAGGACUCUUCCCCCGGUAGGAUUAUGUCUUGGAAGGAGUUCUUCGUAGAUCAAGCCCAGAGGCUGGAAAGAGUCGAAUGCCAUGCAUUUUUUAUUUUUAUUUUUUUUAAUUAUUGGUUGAACUGACAAUCUAAAUUUCCAUCUAGAUGGAUCGAAUUGUUACCCUGAACAGCCCUUUCUUCUAUCGACCUCUGCGACUUAUGUGGGCCUCCGAUUUUAAUGCUUGAUUAAUUGAGUUACGACUUUUUUGAUGUGUCUGACAGAAUACUCCAGCUUGUAGACAUUGAUUCUCAUCCCGACGUCAAUGUAUUGCCUGCAUCUCUCCCUGAGUUACAGAGGUCUGACCAAUUCGGGAGACCUUAGUAGAGAUUACUGCAUCAGAAGACCUUAGUUUGCAUAUUUUCAAUUUUCACCUGGGGGACGACAAGAUGACAAGUUUGACAACUAUGUAAUUCGGGAUAUGCUCAUGUGAGAGUAAGAUUUAAAAGGGUCGUAUUUUGCAGUCUUUUUUUUUCACAUAGUUGACGAGAUUAAUGGUAUCACCAUCUUUUGUUCUUGAACGGCUGACAAAUUGGGAUAAUCGUGUUGUUUUCUUGUAAAUGACCAGAUUUAUUUUUGAGCAAGUUCACAACAUGGAAACGCUCUCUGCUCUCCCUGGUUGAAUCCAUCGUGAGGCCGUCAGUUCCAUCCAACCCCCAAUUUUCUGAAUCCUUCCUCGGGGAACAGUCACCGCCACCUUCUUCCCAUAUCCCCGGGGUGCAAAUAAGGAAGUUGAAGCACUUGUGAGCGAGUUUUUAUGUGGGUCUGUCCUGGAUCUCUGGGGUUCUCCUCAUGCACCUGGUGAAGCCGAAAUUUUAUAUAUAUUUUUCUGGUCCACUGCUUCCGCUGAAUAUUUGGUCUUCUCGCUGAAUAUUUACAACAUUUUUUCCUUCCGCUACCUUCUGAUUUCUUGGAUUCGUUUUCUGUUUCACCUGCCGCCGCCACUAACGCCCCCUUCCUCGUAACCCUCGCAGACUCUGAGCAGGAAGCUGGUUCACAUCAGCGUUGGGUUGACUUUCAUGCUCUUCUGGCCAAUGUUCAGGUAUGGAUCAGUGUUCCCUGACCCUCCUGGCUUGUAUUGACUGGACCCAGAUGGGUUCUUAUGGUUUCCUUCCGCAGCUCCGGAGAGCUGGCCCCAUUUCUGGCAGCCAUUGCUCCUGUCUUCAACAUAAUAAGGAUGAUCUUUCUGGGACUGGGUAUCUGGAGAAACGACGCCAUCGUCAAGUCCAUGAGCAGAUACGGAGACUACAGGUUUCCAAUUAGACAAUGUCGACUCCCUGAUUUCGCUCCUGACACAGCCGACUAAGUGAGAUCAGUCUUGCUUCUGGGUUUCCAGGGAGCUCCUCAAAGGACCUCUGUUCUACGCCUGCACCAUCACCCUAGCAACCACUGUCUUCUGGCGAACCUCCCCUGUCGCCAUAGCUGCCGUCUGCAACUUAUGCGCAGGAGACGGUAUGGCUUUGCCUUUGUUAUGCCACCUCAUGCGAGUAAGAAACAAUCGUCCUUGAAGAUCACCUCUCUCUCUCUCUCUCUCUCUCUCUCUCUCUCUCUCAGGCGUGGCCGAUGUCAUCGGAAGGCGAUUCGGAAGGGUCAAACUCCCCUACAACUCCAGCAAGUCCUACGCCGGCAGUGUGGCCAUGGCGGCAGCGGGAUUCCUCGCAUCCGUCGGGUGAGUACAACUACCGCGGUAUAUCUCUCUCUCCUGGGCUGCUCCUCGCUCUCACGAUUUCAUGGGUUCUUUCAGGUACAUGUACUACUAUUCCCUGUUCGGGUUCGUCGAAGUGAGCUGGGGGAAGACUCUAGGGUUCUUGCUGGUCUCCCUGGCCGCCACUGCGGUCGAGUCUCUCCCCAUAAGCUCCAAGUUUGACGACAACCUCACCGUCCCCUUGACCUCCUUCCUGGUGGGCUCCCUGGUCUUCUGA
Molecule: messenger RNA, 2857 nt
Organism: Spirodela intermedia
Lineage: Eukaryota; Viridiplantae; Streptophyta; Magnoliopsida; Alismatales; Araceae
Source: the annotation of a GenBank genome assembly